Messenger RNA from Mauremys mutica (yellowpond turtle), 1785 nucleotides. Its product is annotated as E3 ubiquitin-protein ligase TRIM71-like. Gene Ontology annotation, molecular function: protein binding; ubiquitin protein ligase activity. Gene Ontology annotation, biological process: protein polyubiquitination; proteasome-mediated ubiquitin-dependent protein catabolic process. The record is from RefSeq and is a predicted model, not a curated record. Lineage: Eukaryota; Metazoa; Chordata; Testudines; Geoemydidae.
AUGGAUCUGCUGGGUGGCGCCGAGCGGGAAUACUUUCAGGUGGCAGUGCGGCUGCGGGGCGGCGUGGAGCGGGAGUACUUCCAGGUGGCAGUGCGGCUGCGGGGCGGCGUGGAGCGGGAGUACUUCCAGGUGGCAGUGUGGCUGCGGGGCGGUGCGGAGAACACAGCCCCCUCCCUGGGCUUCGCGGCACUGCUGGUGGCCGAGCUGAGUAUUGAACAGGCUCAAGAUGUGGCAGAGCAGGUUGAGAUGAAAGCAAAGGUGCUGCAGUCUGCAAUCAAAGCUAUGACAUAUCGACAUAAGAAGGCCCUGGGAAAACAGGAACGUGAGCUGCUGUGGAAUGUAGAAAAGAUUAAUCAAGUCAAAGCCAAGUCCCUUUACCUGCAAGUUGAAAAGUUGCGUCAGAAUCUAAAUAAACUGGACAACACUAUUAGUGCAGUUCAGCAGGUCCUAGAGGAGGGUCGUAGCAUGGAUAUUCUCUUGGCGCAGGGUUGCAUGCUGGCUCAAGUGCAGGAGCUGAAGAAUGUGAGAGGACUUCUACAGCCGCAGGAGGAUGACAGAAUCAUGUUCACUCCUCCUGACCAGGCUCUGUAUACAGCCAUUAAAUCAAUGGGGUUUGUCAGCAGUGGGGCUUUUGCUCCUCUUACCAGAGCCACUGAAGGUCUGAAAUGUGCACUACAGGGCAGAGUGGCCUCCUUCACAGUGACAUGCUAUGACCAUGAUAGUGACCCACGCCUUUCAGGGGGUGAUAUGAUCUCUGCAGUGGUGAUGGGUCUUGAUGGAAACCUGUCCGGCACAGAUGUCCAUGAUCAGCAGAAUGGAACCUACCUGGUCAGUUACAGACCACAGCUGGAGGGAGAACAUCUAGUCUCUGUCAUGAUGUGCAACCAUCACAUAGAGAACAGUCCGUUCAAGGUCAUAGUAAAAUCUGGGCUCGGUUACAUUGGCAUUGGACUACCAGGGAUUUCAUAUGUCAGCGAUGAAAACAAUGAUGGCAAGCUGUGUCGCCCCUGGGGAGUUUGCGUAGACAGAGAAGGGUACAUCAUGGUGGCUGAUUGCAGUAAUAACUGCAUUCAGGUGUUUAAGCCCUGUGGCACCUUUCAUCACAGAUUUGAAUUGGGUUCUGCGCCUGGUCAGUUCGAUCGCCCUGCUGGUGUUGCCUGUGAUAUCUUGCGUAGGAUUGUCAUGGCUGACAAGGCUAAUCAUCGCAUCCAGAUCUUUACAUUUGAUGGGCAGUUCAUUCUGAAAUUUGGGGAAAAGGGAAACAAGAAUGGACAAUUCAAUUAUCCAUGGGAUGUGGCAGUCAACGCCGAGGGCAAAAUCCUGGUCUCUGACACAAAGAACCAUCGGAUUCAACUGUUUGGACCUGAUGGUGGGUUUCUGAAUAAGUACGGCUUCGAGGGGGAACUCUCAAAGCAUCUUGAUCAUCCCAGAGGUGUUACCUUCAAUCAAGAAGGCUACCUUGUGGUAACGGAUUUUAAUAAUCAUUGCCUAGUAGCUAUUGAUCCGGAUUGCCAGUCGGCACACUUCCUUGGGUCAAAAGGCACCAGCAAUGGCCAGUUCCUGCGCCCACAAGGCGUGGCUCUGGAUCAAGAGGGGUACAUCAUUGUGGCCGAUUCUAGGAACCACCGAGUGCAGAUAUUUAAGUCAAAUGGCAGAUUUUUAUGCAAAUCUGGCACUCAGGGAAGUGGCUUUGGUCAAAUGGAUCGACCUUCAGGUGUAGCUGUCACCCCUGAUGGCAUGAUUAUUGUGGUUGACUUUGGAAACAAUCGAAUUCUCAUCUUCUAA